Zerene cesonia (dogface butterfly) is the source of this 2231-nucleotide messenger RNA. RefSeq lists its product as uncharacterized. The record is from RefSeq and is a predicted model, not a curated record. The transcript is spliced from 9 exons. Lineage: Eukaryota; Metazoa; Arthropoda; Insecta; Lepidoptera; Pieridae. The coding region runs from base 290 to 1687 and encodes 465 amino acids.
UAUGAAACUGACUGCAAAAAUGAUUUAUUUAUUCUCUUUAGAAAGACGUACGAAAUAUGUAAAAUGAAUACAACAUUACAAUGGAAACGUUUCCUGAAGCGUGCAACUUACACAGUUUAUUCAGAAGGAAGGCCAUUUCUAAAGGAAAAGUUCACAGUUGUAAACGAAUAGCUGCUGAAUACAUUCGUUUUUUGUUCAUUGCUUCAAUUUUGCUUAUAGUACCUUUAACAUUUGUGAAAUGACUUACGAAUAUUGCUAAGUGUAUCAGUGCUAUUAAAUUGUUGUGUAAAUGUUCGCUGUAUCGUCACGUCGAUUAAGAAGGAGACUCAGUGCUCCCUCGUCAGGAUCCGCGCGAUUGCGAGCGUUCCAACGUAAACGCGCGGAACAAACGCGUGCCGAGGGCGAGAGAUUAGCGCGCGAACGGCGGGAACUGAGAAUCAGAGAAAAAUACGAACAACAGAGACAGGCACGAGAAGAACUGGCGUCAUACGAGCCUUGGGGGCGCGCUGGAGCCGGCGCCCCAAACCCUCAAGGAGUCCGCUUUUCUGACCUUCGCGCUCGCGGUAUCUAUCCUGAAGAUGAACUUAAGGGAAUUUCUCUGUACGAAACGUGUCAACGCUGGUCGUCACCGCAACGUAGAUAUCACCAAGCGCCUCUACGUCUCCGCGAAGAUCCGCAACUUUGUUACGCUGAGAAUCUGAGGAAAUCUGUGGAUAAUGAUAUUCGUUACAAACAAACGCCCCACCAGCAACAGGCAUAUAAAGAAAUCUUAGAUAAUUUAGUCGACCAAAGGCAGAAGGCUAUUAAAGAGGAAAUUCUACGAGAUUUGGAAUACGAGCGUAAAUUGGAUGCUCUUGAAGGACCGUGGGGAAAACCUGGACCAGGAGGAAAGAUUUGGAGGAAUCCUCGAAAUAUAGGACUAAAUUUCUCUAAGUCUAUGGGAUGGACGGAUAAUGAAAUAUUUAAUAAAAUAAGAGGAGACCAAAGACGAUACAAAAGAUCUUCACUUACUUUACCUGACGUAAAGAGGGCUGAUGAUUAUUCAAAUCUUGUUGCGAUUGAAAAAGAAAAUGGUGAAUCUCAUAGAGACAAAUUACCACAGAUAAACAAACACUCAAAUAAACCAAAAAACUGUUCUUCGGAAGAAAAGCGAAAACUCGAAAGGGAGCGAGAAUUAAUUCAAUGUUAUGGAAAAAAUGGGAAAUCGAAACAAAACUCUACGAAACAGAAAUUUGUGAAAAGGUUGUCGAAUGGAGAAAGGGUCGAAAAGCGAAUUGAAGAAAUAGGAGAUUCUGUAAAUGAGAAAAAGUUGACGCCUGAAGAAACAAUUUUGCGAGUGACUGGUGGUAUAGAGCUUGUCCCACUUUUGGCGAGACGUAGGCGCGUUGGUGCUCGUACACUGCCUUCUAGUGACGUCACACGACCUCCACAUGAGUCAUGCCAAUGGAGAGAAAUAAGGACGGAAGACUAUUUGAGGCAGUUGAAGCAGCAAAUGCGGGUAAAAUCUCAACAAAAGGAGCAGAGCCGUCGUAAUUCAGCUGAAAGUGUGAAACAGCACCAUGCAACUUGGGCUUCUUUGUGGGGUCGGCCGGGACAUGGGGCACCUCAGCUACGAGGCAGAUACGCUCGUAGUAAUUUAGCACAACUCCUAUACGUACCGCCUCUCACUGAUAAAAUACAAAUUUAAUUAACAAAAGUAUUGAAAUUGCCCUCUCCACCGAAGAACUUCCAUGUUCUUUUAAUCAAAUAGUGAUUAUAAUGAUAAUUGAUUUAUUUUACGUUUAUGCAAUAAAUAUUUACAAUGACAUUCAUUUAUAAUAUAUUUUUUUAUUUAUAUAAACAUCAUUGAAAGCGUGGCGUAAUAAUAUAAAGUAAGAUUUUUAGUGCAUCACGUAAGAAUAUGUAUAUAAUAUGUAAUAUUCUCGCAGGUGUUAAUUAAAAACUAUCGCUAUUAAGGAAUUGAAUUAGUGUCCAAUUAACUAAACGGCUUUCGGAACGAAUAAACUGUAUUCAUCUUAAGAAUGCAAUACGUAAUAAAUAUAUCACAAGGAAUUCUAAGUAGUCUUUUGCUUACUACUUUGAGAAAUAUGUUAUUUGUUUGUAUUAAAAGGAUGAAAAUUUAUUGUAUAUAUUACCAUUAUCUUAAUAUUAUAUAAUUUUCAAAGUAUAGAGUUACCUUCUAAGAAUCAUUGAAUAAAUGUUUAAUUCACAGCAAUCCCACUUCUGUAAAC